Molecule: messenger RNA, 1188 nt
Organism: Physella acuta
Lineage: Eukaryota; Metazoa; Mollusca; Gastropoda; Physidae
Product: eukaryotic translation initiation factor 3 subunit H-like
Cellular component (GO): cytoplasm; eukaryotic translation initiation factor 3 complex
Molecular function (GO): metallopeptidase activity; translation initiation factor activity; protein binding
Source: RefSeq, a predicted model, not a curated record
GUUGCCGCUUCCGCUUUACAGAGAAAUAAACAUGGCGUCAAAACGUGGAAUAGAUUCGCAAGUUCAAAUUGUUCAGAUAGAUGGACUGGUUGUGUUGAAAAUGAUCAAACACAGCCAUGAGGAGGGUGCUGGCGGUACAGACUUGGUGCAGGGAGUUUUGCUUGGACUUGUUGUGGAUAACAGGCUAGAGAUUACUAACUGCUUUCCAUUUCCUAAACAUAAUGAAGAUGAAGACUUUGAUUCAGUUUCUGUGCAGUAUCAGAUGGAGAUGAUGAGGAAUUUGCGCCAUGUUAAUGUGGAUCAUCUGCAUGUAGGAUGGUACCAAAGCACUUAUUUUGGUUCAUUCAUCAAUCGUGCUCUGCUUGAUUCUCAGUUUAAUUAUCAACACUCAAUUGAAGAAUCUGUAGUCUUGAUUUAUGACCCUCUCAGGACGAGUCAAGGGUUUUUGACCCUGAAAGCUUAUCGUCUUACUCCUGCUAUGAUGAAAUUUUAUAAAGAAAAUGACUUUACACCUGAAAAUAUGUCGAAACACAACAUAAACUUUGAAAGCAUGUUUGAAGAGAUACCCAUUGUCUUGAGAAAUUCCCAUCUAGUCAAUGCUCUUCUAUGUGAGCUGUCAGAUAAAACAAGAAAGGAACAGAAGUUUUCAGCCCUUGAUCUUGGAACUAGUUCCAUGCUUGAAAAGAAUCUACGACAGCUUAUGGAAUGUGUGGAUGAUGUUGCUAUGGACACCAACAAAUACUUGAAUUUCCAACGCAACAAUUUUAGGCAACAACAAGCUAAACAGCAAUAUAUAAUGAAGAGAGAACAAGAAAAUCUUCAAAGAAAACAGAGAGGUGAGCCAGCUCUUCCAGAAGAGGAUAUAAACAAAUUGUUCAAACCUCUUCCUACACCUCAGCGUUUGGACUGCACACUGGUUGCUGGUCAGAUGGACAGUUACUGUAAACAAGUGUGUGAAUUUGCUUCACAGAGUUUAGGGAAAAUGUUUAUGGCAGAAACUGUACAGUCAGCAGAAAGUAGUUAGUGCAGCAAAAGUAGAGCCAUCUUCUCCUCCUGGGUCUUCUCAGUUUUUAAUUCAAAUCAAACCUGUAAAAAUUGUUUUGGGAAUAAAGAACAAUCUUCAGAUCAAUUACUUUGUUCUAAAGCUAUGAUGAGAUCACCAAAAAGUAAAAUAUUUAUUAUAAGAUG